Cyprinodon tularosa is the source of this 2385-nucleotide messenger RNA. RefSeq names its product aspartoacylase (gene aspa). Gene Ontology annotation, molecular function: hydrolase activity, acting on ester bonds; hydrolase activity, acting on carbon-nitrogen (but not peptide) bonds, in linear amides. The coding region runs from base 197 to 2155 and encodes 652 amino acids. The transcript has 3 exons. Lineage: Eukaryota; Metazoa; Chordata; Actinopteri; Cyprinodontiformes; Cyprinodontidae. The record is from RefSeq and is a predicted model, not a curated record.
UACUAUGCAAUGGGAGGUUACUUCAAAUGUGUGGAGAAGCUCUGGAAGGGUUACCAAACAGGAGAAGACCUGCUGGCAUCUCUGCCAACCGUGGACAUAGAUGGAGAGACCAUAUCUCCACUGUCAGAUAUUGUGAGGAGUUUUGGCUCAGACUAACACUUCUGAGGGAGGCUCCAUGUCAGGCUGACUCUUAAUCAUGUGCCUCUGUUGUAGAGAAGAUGCUGAAACCACAGAGGAUAAAGACUUCAAAGUGGUGGAGAAGAAACGCUAUGUGGCAUCUACCGGAAAAACCUCCCGACCUUGGUACACUCCAAAAGAGAGGUCCAGCGAGAAAGGGCCACAUACCCAAAAACCUAACGAUGCAGGAUACAGAACACAGCGAGGACGGGGAAAGGCGACGCGUAGAAUAUCGACUUGGACGCCCUUGUCGAAGGGAACGUCCUCUAAGUUGAAGGAGUCCGACGAGGACUCAGAAGAGUCGGAGUCAGGACUUAAACUUGUGACGAAGGCUCGAGGUCUCCCAGCCGAAACGGAAAAUAUGACUGUAUAUGCGGAAGAAGGAAAAAGAGCGAAAGGUCAUCAUCAAAACGAAAGUGGAAAGAUGCCCAAUAACGACUGCGAUGCUACAGAUAGCGGCGCACGCAUGAAGCAAUGCGACAGAGAAGUAGCAGAGAUUCAUAUUAUAGGGCAUGAACAAAGCAGUUUGGGAGGUGAAGAUAAUACAGAUCGUUUCAUAAUUGUUACAAAGGAGAGGACAAAAAAGAGAGGAGGGAAUGAUUAUGUAGAUAAAGGAAAGGGUCAGCAAGAGGAGAAUAAACAUGAAAAAAAAGAUCUGAGACGGGAGGAAGGGGGACGAUCAGAGGAUUGGAGUGAGGAUGACUUUGUCAGGAUCACUGAAACUUGUAUAAGUAGUCAGGAUAGGAGGGAAAAGACGGAAGGGGCCGAUGAGAUGGAGGCCCUAGAGACCAGACAAGCCGAUGAUCGACCUGUUCCAAAGAAAAAAAGGAAAAAAACAUUUAGUUCUUCAAAUCUGCAUCAAACACAAACAGAACACCUAGAGGCAAUAGAUCAGUCAGAGCAGGAAGAAUCUGCUGAGAAAGCACAAGAAUCUAUAGGCUGGAAAAGAAAAAAGCACAAAAAGCAGAAACACCAGUUGCCUUCUGAUGAAAAUCAGACUGACGCUGCAGCUGUGGUGGAAAAUACAAACUUUUCUGUUAAAAAGAAGAAAACCAAAAGAGUGUCAGAGUUGAUCCAAAAUGAAGAAGGUGAAAGCGUUGAUGAUACUCUGAAAGAGAAGCAAGAUGUUGAGCUGGAGAACAGAUGGAGGAGCUCUUCCUUCCUUACUGCUGAUCAAGAGGAAGAAGUCGACCAGCUUCAUGAGGAACAGCUCCCUCCCCUGCAGUCUGCAUCUGCUCAUAGGGGUUGUUCUAGAAAACCUGAGGUCAGCAGCAAAUCAGCAGAUGGUCCUGAACAUGUGCUAGAAUCAGAAGGGGGCAAGAAGGAAAAGGAGAGGUCAGCAAGAGUCCUGGAGAGGGAGGAAAGCGAGCCAGAGGAAACAUCAGAGGCAGCGGUCAGGAAGAAGAAGAAACGCAAGAGAACCAAAAGCCUCAUGGGAACUUUGGAGAGUGUUUCUGAUGAGGGGCAGUCUCAAUCUGGACAAGCUUUGGUUAAGAAGAAAAAGAAACAAAAAGGCACACAGGAGGUCCCCCCAUCUGCCGCUGAGCCAGCUGAAUCUGAAAACUCCCCUCCUAACGUCUGCGGCUCACUUCAUUCCAGUCGAAAGCUGUUCACGACACCAGAAGGAAAACACAGCGAAACAUCUCAUGUUUCCGGUGUAUCUACUGAGAAACGGGUCCCAGAACCUCUAACUGAAGGUGCUUCAGAUCCUCAAACAUCUGGUCAUGUAAUAAAGAGGAGUAAGAAGAAACAUGCUGACAGAAAUGAUCCUAAUUGGAAAUCAUUCCAUGAAACUCAAGAUACACAAACCAAAGAGGACAGAACAAAGCCACAGAAUGGUUCCAUGUCCACUCAGUCUAAAAGCUUUCCAGGACUCCAGGAGUCCUCAUCUCUAUGUAACAAGAGGAAAAAAGAAGCUAAAGCUAAAAGAAGACUUCAUAAUCCAGAUGAGGACUUUCUCUCAGACCUAAACCCCUGAUCACAUAUGAAAUUUAUUCAAUUUUAUUGUAAAUAGUCAUCAGUUUUAGGUUGACAACUUUCAAACCUUUGGAUUUUUAAUUCAUUGUUUUUUUUAUAAUUAAUUUUGUUUCAUAUGGAAGCAUUUUUAACAGAAGUAAUUUUUAACAGAAUGUUGACCUGUUGAUGAGAAAAAUAGUUAUAUGAAAUAUUUUGUUAAUAAAUUUGCAAAAAACGUCACUAUACCCACUA